Messenger RNA from Phytophthora nicotianae INRA-310, 348 nucleotides. RefSeq lists its product as hypothetical. The transcript has a single exon. The record is from RefSeq and is a predicted model, not a curated record. Lineage: Eukaryota; Oomycota; Peronosporomycetes; Peronosporales; Peronosporaceae. The coding region runs from base 1 to 348 and encodes 115 amino acids.
AUGCCACCCCACGGCAGUGAUUCUGGAUCCUGGCGUGACGGCAGCGGUGGGCAAUUUCCCCCUCGUCCAAACGUUGGCGAGGAUUUAACUCCGGGUGAUCCAGGUCGCCAAUUGAGAGCCAACAAGCCAUCUGAGAACAGCAACAACAGCGGAUCAGCUCGAGUCCCCCGCGACAGUUCGUGGCACGGCAGCGGAAGUUUUGAUGUGCAUAUUCCUCGUCCACCAAAUGCUGGAGAGAAGCCUCUGGCAUCCAACGGCGAGCGUGGCUCGAAACCACCGAAAAACGACGGCUCGCCUGGUGGCAACCCUCCACCACUGCAACCAGACAGCAGUGUUGAAAGCAACUAA